Molecule: messenger RNA, 1461 nt
Organism: Prorocentrum cordatum
Lineage: Eukaryota; Dinophyceae; Prorocentrales; Prorocentraceae
Source: the annotation of a GenBank genome assembly
UGGGCCCCCCUCACUGGCGCGCGAAGCGCUCCAGCGGCGGCGCCAGAGGCGCCGCCAGGGGACACCAAGUGCCGAUCCAAGAUGUCCGCGAGGACCUCUGGAAGCUUACACUUAUGCCGUAUUCUGUUCCUCUAGGCUUGGGGGCCGCUGUCAAUGUUCCCGGAAUCGCAGGAGGAGCCGAGGGCAAGCUCGCCCCGUUUCUGCGACGAUAGCGACGGCAGCUACGACGUCGACGAGGUGGUCUUCCGUCCUGGCUGCGCUAUCCCGCAGCCCAUGCGGUACACCACGCGCGAUUGGUGGCACGUACUGCUCAGGUGGCCGCAGUCGAAGCUGUGGAAGCGGAUAGCCCCAGUGGUUCUCUCCUUCACUGGGUGGGCGUUCGUCGUCACGACGGCGAGCGAGUUCACCGGGGCGGUGAUGGAGUUGCCCCUAGCUGUGCACGGGCUGCUGGGUUCGGCCCUCGGCCUGCUGCUGGUCUACCGGACGAACUCUGCGAACAAUCGCUUCUGGGAGGGCCGCAAGAUGUGGGAGCGAACAGUGAGCGCAUCACGCGACGUGGCGGCCAUGAUAAACGCCCACGAGGGGCACGUCGGCCCGCGGAAGGUGCGCCGCAUCAGCGCGCUGCUCUCGGCCUUCGCGGUGACCCUCACGGAGUACGUGGUGGGCCCGAGGAAGACCAAGCACAUCCUGCCGCUCUGGCGCCUCGUCCCCAAGGACGAGUCCUUCAUCCGGGCGUCGUGCUGCCCCCCCGCCCGCGUCACGCAGCUCCUGCUCCAGGAGAUCACGCAGAUCCCGAACUCGGAGGACCUGCUCUUCACCAACAGGGAGCGCAGCGACAUGGGCAGCAAGGCGAGGGACCUCAUCCGCGUCGUCGGCCAGGGCGAGAAGCUGGUGCAGACGCCCAUCCCUCAGAGCUACGUCCGGCACACGACCCGCUUCCUGACGCUCUGGCUGGUGACGCUGCCGUUCGGCCUCUGCCGCACCCUCGGCUGGUAUACGCCCGCGGUGGUCUUGGCCGUGUCGUGGGCGCUGGUCGGCAUCAACGACCUCGGCCUUGGUAUCGAGCACCCCUUCGACGGGCCUCAGUCCCUGCGCAUGGCGGUCAUGUGCAACACCGUCCACGCCGCGGUGACGGAUUUCAUGCACGGUACCACCACGGACAGAUUCCGCGGCCUCGCUGCCGCCUUCCUCGACCGCGACCUGUGGUGCGACCGGCCAGACGCCGACGGCCCCAGCGAAGACAUGUUGGCCUCGGAGGUGCGUGCCUCCGACGCCAUCAUGGGCCGCACCGCGCUGCACCACGCAGCGUACAGCGGCGACUUCCAGCUGGUGCAGAGGCUGAUCCAGGCCGGGGCGGACAUCGACGCCGAGGACUCGUGGGACGGGUCGACGCCCCUGGACGUCGCCCGCGCCCGCAACAACACGCUGGCGGCGUGCCGCCUCCUCGACGCCGGCGCCAGG